This is a messenger RNA of Leucoraja erinaceus (little skate), 1292 nucleotides long. RefSeq lists its product as uncharacterized. The record is from RefSeq and is a predicted model, not a curated record. Bases 46 to 924 code for a protein of 292 amino acids. The transcript has 3 exons. NCBI's taxonomy places the organism in Eukaryota, Metazoa, Chordata, Chondrichthyes, Rajiformes, Rajidae.
UCUCUGCCCGGGCGGGGUGGGGACGGAGCGGCGGCGGCGGCGGCGAUGGACCUGGAUGCGGAGUGGACGGAGCGCGAGUUCCAGCAGAUGGUGAAGGCUAUCGGCGGCAGGGAGAGCAUCUUCCUGAUCGGGGAGGUGUGCGACAGCAGGGACUUGAUGUUCCAGUUUGUCAAUAACAUGUUCCCGCGACAUGGGAAAGUUUGCAGCAGAGUAGCGGAGCCGCGCUGCGAGGAGCCCAAGUCCGAGUGUGGGCUCGAACGUGAGAGUGAAAACUUACUCGACCCCUCCGCGAAAGUGACACAGAUUGUUAACGGGAACAAGGAGCAGAGAAUGAUCAACGCCAGGUUAAUUAUCUUCCUCUUCCACCAAGACUUUAUCUGUGACAAGCUGAACGACCUGGUGAUCCGAGAGCUGCUGAAGGACGUGCGGUUGCGGUGCGGUUCAUGGAAGGAGCUGCCCGCGCUCAUUGGGGUGGUGCACGCCGACUCUGCCAGCGGACAGCUCGGCAUCGCCGUCCGCCUCGUCGAGUAUUACCUGCGGACUAUCUUCCACCGGCAACCCGGCGAGUGUGUGCAGGCACUGCCCUUCAUCUCCAACCAGCCCGACUCUAUGCUGGAGCUGAAAAAGACCACCUGUGUUGUUCUCCGAGCUGUGUCGGGCGUCACAGAAGAUGUAAAGAAAAGAAGACAGACGUGUUUUCCUGAAUUUUUUUGCUUCUUGGGGAACACCAGAAGACGUAGAGAAGACAGGGAUGUCGAUAACAUCCGGAAUAGUAUAGAAAAAGAAGGAAUAUCGAAGGAUGCUGAGAAAGAUUUUGCUUCACAACAAUUGACAGUGGGGUCACACAUGACUGAUGUUUGUAAAAGUGACCUGCAGAUCAACUCCAAUGGAAAUAAUGAACUGAAUAUAGAAACUGAAGUUUAAAUCACUUUUUCUACGCAUUUAUUACAAAGUGAUAGAACCUUCUGAGAAAAGCAAAUUAAAUAGUUGUUUUUCCAUUUCCAUGAGGUUUUUUCAUUGUACUAGUUGGGAAGAGUUGGUAUUCCAGAACAUUGUGAAAAAAUAUUAUGAAUAUUCAGAUCACGCAUUUAAAUAACAUGAUAUUUGCAUUCAAUUUUUAAGAUUUUUAAUUCACUAUAAUCCAAUGACAAAAAAAUAGGUGAAGAACCUAAUGAUAAUCUACCCAACAGCCAUUUGAAUUAAGUGUUCAAGAAGGAACUGCAGAUGCUGGAAAAUCGAAGGUAUACAAAAUUGCUGGAGAAACUCAGCGGGUGCAGCAGCAUCUAUGGAGC